UGACGAGAUGUCACAACAUGACAGAUCAAAGGUGACAUCAAGUGCAUGAAACAGAAAAACAAGCACUUCUGUUUCACCCACACACGCCAGCUCACUGCCAUCACCUACUACAGCGCAUCUGGGAAAAAACAAAAACUCAGUUUCCCAUAAGCCUCUGCCUUCCCCAACGCCCCUCAGAGCGCAUGCGCGCUCGACGCUCCUUGAUGUGUUGGUGACGGUGGCAGAGGCCAGGUAGUACUGGGAGUGUCUGGGGAGUUUUCAUUUCGGCGAGAAAUACCUGAGCUAAGCGGCGCCGGAAAGUCCGAAUCAAGUGAAAAAAAAAGAAAUAAAACCCGUGAUCUUCGCAAAACAAUCACUAGCUGUGCUGUUUUAAAGGGGUCAUGACACUUUCGUUUUCAUUAGCGGGGCCUGUCGAGACAGGAGAGUCCUCGGGCAAGCCUGUGGAUUGAGGCCGGGCUGGAGCAGUAGGGAGGGCGGCGGAAAGGAUCGCCCGGAGAGCGCACAGCCCCGCUGCGGGGUGGGAGUCCGCACCGUGAACAAAACAGGAGGUAACGCCGCUGUCUUGAGAUUAACAGGACGUCGAAAUCCGACGACGGGACGUGCAGGGGGUCGCGGUUCGCGCCUGCACCGAUUCAGAGACCUCUGAACCAGCACGGGGGGGGGGGGGAGUUUUGUUUUGGGGGGCUCAGGUCGCUUUUUGUGGGUGGUGCACGCGUGACCCCCUCAGCUGCUCUGCCACCUCACCGGGGCGCGUAAUGAGGUCUAGUGGCGUGAGCGACUUUCUUAAAUGGAAAGAAAAGUUGCCACUGGAACAGCUCGGGCGACGAAGGGAGGCAUCUGGUAAUUGCCGGGGGUGAAGACUGCAUCUCUGUUAUGUAAUGAUCAGCAUCAGAGGAGCGCGAACAGUGGCCUAGGAAGACGAGGGCCUGAGUUUUUUUCCCAACCCUAUUGCUUCAUAACGAUUGCUUUUUUUUUUUCUUGCCCUUGGACUGUAAGGGACUUAGACUUGUCGACAUCCCCGCUGUACACUGCUUGUGUAAACAAGCUGCGCCCGUCCUCUGGGCUAUUUUUACAAGUGUUCAGGGACCAGAGCUGAGGUCUGUCAGUGAGGCAUUUUCACAGCGGACCCAGGGACACGGGUGUUAAGGAGGGCACUCCCUGCCUGGGCGUCUGCUGUCUGGACGCUGGAUGUUGCCCGUCGGCGCGGUGCCUCGAUCUACGGGCUCCUCGGUCGUGUUCGUCUUCGCCCGCCUCUGCUGAUCCGGCAGAUCCGAGCUUUUCCGGGUCCUCGUCCGCGGGGGAACCUUUUCGGGGGCCGGCGAUGAACCGCUACCUGCCCGUGGCCCGCCAGCACUUCCUGGCCGCGCUGGCCAGCACCAGCGUGGUGGUCAAGUCCAUCUGCGCCACGGUGCUCCUGCUGUACCUCCUGUCCUGGGCGGUGGACACGGUCUACGUCCUGGGGGUGACCCCGGGCUACCUCUUCCCCCCUAACUUCUGGAUCUGGACUCUGGUGACCCACCCCGUCGUGGAGCGGCACGUCUGGGGCGUGGCGGUCAGCCUGGGGACGGUGGUCACCGCCGGCCGGCUGCUGGAGCCCCUGUGGGGGGCGCUGGAGCUGCUCGUCUUCUUCGCCGUGGUCAACGUCUCGGUGGGGCUCCUGGCCGGCUUCUCCUACCUGCUCACCUACGUCGCCACCUUCAACCUGGACUACCUGUUCGAGGUGCGGGUCCACGGCAUGCUGGGCUUCCUGGGCGGGGUGCUGGUGGCCCUGAAGCAGACGAUGGAGGACUCCACGGUGCUGAGGGUGCCCCAGGUGCGGCUCAAGGUGGCCCCCACGCUGGUCCUGCUGGCCCUGGCCCUGCUGCGGCUCACCACGCUGCUGGCGACGACGGCGCCCCUGGCGGCCUACGGCUACGGCGCCCUGUCGGGCUGGGUCUACCUGCGCUUCUACCAGAAGCACAGCCGCGGCCGGGGGGACAUGUCGGACCACUUCGCCUUCGCCUCCUUCUUCCCCGAGAUCCUGCAGCCCGCGGUGGGGCUGGUGGCCGGGGUAGUGCACGGCCUGCUGGUGAGGCUGAGGGUCUGCCGCAAGACCGUGAAGCGCUACGACGUGGGAGCCCCCUCCUCCAUCACCAUCAGCCUUCCGGGCACCGACCCCCAGGACGCCGAGAGGAGGAGACAGCUGGCCCUGAAGGCCCUGAAUGAGCGUCUCAAGAAAGUGGAGGACCAGUCGGCCUGGCCCAGCAUGGAGGACGAGGAGGAGGAGGACGAGGGGCGCGCCGACGUGCCUCUCCUCGCGGGGCGAGAGGCCCUGUCCGCAGGGGCUGCCAGCGCGGCGCAGAGCGGCUCGGGACAGGAGUCCAGCAUCAUCAGCUUUGAGGACGCCCCCUCCAAAUCCUAACGCUGAGUGGGCUGAGCCCCGGUCUGAGGGACACCCAUUCACAUACGUGUGACACAGAGUGCCAGGCUGUCGAAAGGACACCUCCACCCCUCUCCCCCUCUCCUGCCCCAGCUCACUAGGGUUUUGGACGACGAACAGGAAAAAAAAAUCAAUCUUAAAAAGUGUUUUAUUCCUGGAGGUGGGAGAUGGUGAGGGGUGGGGGUACAGCAUCAGUUUUAUAGAGAGAAAAUGUAGUGGUCAGAGGCAAUCUCCCCCCCCCUCCUUCUUUCAGCAAAAUAGAUCUAAAUGGAGUUGCGUGGGUCUGCCGGACAGUUUCUCCCGAACUGCUGGACACGCUUGCUGGAAUUCCAUGGCCGACGUCUGUAUUUCGUGUUUCCUUACUAAAGUAGGUUUCUGCUGAAAGCACUACAGUUUUGCAGUUUGUAGGUCACCCUCUUGUGCUGCCAGAAAUUCAUGGUCAAGUCCUAUUUGUAAGCUUUUUUUUCCCUCACGAAGAGCAUUACAAACUUUAGGAUUGCCUGCAGACACUCUCUGUACCUAUUUUUGUUUAAUUGCUUAGAAAUCUAUUUGUACUUCAAUAAAUCUUUGAUCUUGUGACAUAUAAUAUACUUUAUCAUUGAGGUACUCGCUUAUUCAGAGGUUUCCAAUAUUAAAACGCAUUCCACUCAUUCAUUUCUAAGGGUCCUCUUGGGUGUUUUGUAGCCGAUUUUGUUCAAACAGAAUAAGUACUUUAAAAAAUAUUUUUCAUUUCUCUUGUGUGGAGAAAAACUCAAUCAGUGGUGCUUGAUUUAAAGCAAUUGGAGCAUUUUUCUGAAUUAAACCAGAGUGCAGAGUUUUUCUAUUGAGUCUGUUUAGUGCUUAUCUAUCAUACCUACAUGAGGUGUGUAAAUUACUGCAGUGACGAAGGAUGAAUCUGCAGUGUCAAAUAGUGUCAUUUCCUGCAAGGUCAACACUUUUUUUUUCAGAGAAAUUCAAAUUUCAGUACAACCUAGAAUUUAUAACGCUAGAAAUAAUCAUUGCUCUCUUUACAUACAAAUUGAAAAAAGGCGAAUAUAGAAAGUGAUGUAUAAUUUGUCCAGUUGCUGGAAUUGUUGUGGGGAACUGUAUAUGUAUAUUGGUUAAAGCUCACACUUCAAAACCUCAGAGGGAAAAUGUUCUCUUUCCAAGACCAAGAUUUUGCAGAAACAAUGUGUUUUUAUCAUUUGCUGUUGCGAAGAUACCUUUUCUGAAUUAAGUUUUUUUUUUCAUAAUGUGGAAUAAAGGACUCCUGUAUCAUUAAA
This is a messenger RNA of Lepisosteus oculatus (spotted gar), 3681 nucleotides long. It is a transcript of the gene tmem115, whose product is annotated as transmembrane protein 115. The record is from RefSeq and is a predicted model, not a curated record. Gene Ontology annotation, biological process: retrograde vesicle-mediated transport, Golgi to endoplasmic reticulum. Lineage: Eukaryota; Metazoa; Chordata; Actinopteri; Semionotiformes; Lepisosteidae. Gene Ontology annotation, cellular component: membrane; Golgi apparatus.